GUGACCCCGAGCCAGAGCUCCCUCCCUUCCUGCUGUGACUUGUAUGGAAACAGGUCAGCUGGAUCCAUGGAGCCAGGAUCUUCCUGAGAGCUCCCUGAGUCAAGAGGACAGAGGCAUGAGCCAGUGCCUCUAAAGCCAUGCCAGAUGCUGGAGAAGCCCCAUAUCAUGACACCCAUCUUUCUAAGUGCUGCUCUUCAGGGAUUUGCUCCCUUUGAGCAGUUAAUUCUCUGAGCUUCCUUAAAGAAGAAGCUGGGGAAGGACCAGGAAUGGCAAUGAAACUUCAGCAUGGCCUCCAUGUUGAGAGAAAAUCCAACCCACCCAUGAAUGGAUGUGCUGGUACUUCUGUGGGCUGCCAGCUGAGUCCCUUGGGGUACAGCCACAUCCUUUCUGGGCCAGAAGACAGCCCCUUGCUGGCUCCUGGGGCUGCAGCCCCUCUGGCCCCCACAGGGCUGUGACCCACCUCUUCCCUUCAGCCAUGGCAGAGCAGCAGUAAUGUCGGGUCUGUUAUUUAGCUCAGGACUGUUACGAGACACAAUCUCGCUCUAAAGCCAAGGCCAAAUACUACCAGCAUGGGGUCAAGUUCAUGAGUUCAUUUUGCCUUUGGGACUAAUUUGGGUGCUGAGUAGCUGGGCAGGUAUUUGACUGUUGCCUGCAGAGACCUAGAGGUCUCAGGAUCCUAUUCUUCUCCCUCAGAUCACCUAAAAUGGUAAGAAUUUCCAAGGGGGAUUAAGGUUGUGAUCUCUGGGGAGGGGAGUGGACAUCUGGUAGGAGUCCUGUCCAUAUUAAUAGCCUCUGUUUAAAUGUAUGUAAUCAAAUGGGGCAGCUCCUUAUCAGCCUAGAGACUCUGAACUCCAUUACCUGAGGGGUUGCUGGAGACUUUGGGCUGCUGACCAUGGCUUUCCACAGGCACACAGGGCCUGGCAGCUACACCGUGGGCACCAUGUCAGAGCGCUUCGACUGCCACUACUGCCGGGACCCUCUGCAGGGCAAGAAGUACGUGCAGAAGGAGGGGAGGCACUGCUGCGUCAAGUGCUUCGAGAAGUUCUGCGCCAACACCUGCACCGAGUGCAAGAAACCCAUCGGGGCCGACUCCAAGGAGCUGCAUUUCAAGAACCGCUACUGGCACGACAACUGCUUCCGCUGCUUCAAGUGCUACACGUCCCUGGUCAACGAGCCCUUCAUGCUGAGGGAGAACAACAAGGUUUGGUGCAGCAACUGCACUGCUGCUGAGGAUGCACCCAGGUGUAAGGGCUGCUUCAAGCCCAUUAUUGCAGGAGACCAAAAUGUUGAGUACAAGAAGAUGGUCUGGCACAAGGACUGCUUCACCUGCAGCCAGUGCAAGCAAGUGAUUGGAUCUGGGAGCUUCUUCCCCAAGGGUGAUGAAUUCUACUGUGUCUCCUGCCAUGAGCACAAGUUUGCCAAGACCUGUGCUAAGUGCAAGAAUCCCAUCACUUCUGGAGGCCUCACUUACCAGGAACAGCCUUGGCAUUCCGAGUGUUUCAUUUGCUCCAACUGCAAGAAACAACUGGGUGGGAAGCGCUUCACAGCUGUGGAGGAUCAGUUUUACUGCGUUGAAUGCUACAAGGAGUGUGUUGCCAAGAAGUGUGCUGGAUGCAAGAAUCCUAUUACAGCAGGAUUUGGAAGAGGAACCAGUGUGGUUAACUACGAAGAUGAAUCCUGGCACGAUUACUGUUUCAAAUGCACAAAGUGUGCCCGUGGUCUGGCCAACAAGCGCUUUGUUUGCCAUAAUGGAAAAAUUUAUUGUGCUGAGUGCCCCAAACGACUGUAAAUGAGCAGAUGUAAGAUGGAUUUAAAAGCCCUGCUUUCCCAAACAGUCCUGGUAAAAGAGCAGGUUUUUGCAUGUUGAGAAUUUUAACUUUUUUCCAUUUUAGUGUAAGAACUAAAUUAGCCUCAAUAUACUGGGUUUGACUUUUGAAGCUCCUGCAGUACAAAAGCAUGUAGCCUUGCAAAAAUCUAACCUUGUUUCCAAGUAACUCCUAGUAUAAAGGCUUGAAAUGCUGUUAGAUUUAGAGAUCCACACACUGCAUCAUCUGUGUGUGGCUUAAACUAAAACAAAUCUAGUUUUAAACUUAUCUGGUAUAUGAUUAAGCUUGGCACUUAACUGAAGUGGGUUUGACAAGGCAUGCACCUCUGACAGAGAUGCAAGGAUUGCACCUGGGAUCAGAAGGAUCCAUUAUUAUGCUUCUACAAGUACAGAUCACAACAAACACCACACCAUUAAUAAGUAAUAAAUACCUUAGCUUACUUUACAACACCACAUUACAGCACAUGUACGGAAUGGCUUCAUCUUACAGAUAACAAUGUUUGGGCAGUGACAUUUAGCUUAGUUAAGUUUCCAUAAACUUGUUUUAGUCUUGAUUUCCGCAUGGUUUGCCUGCAAGUUUUCCUCAUCAGCUUUUUUUAUAUCAUUGUUUAAACAAGGCUGUCUAUGUACAAUUAUUAAUCCAUUAACAAGUAGUAAAUCUUUCACCUACAACAUGCACAUACAUUUACAAGUGCCUUUUAAAAAUAGCUCAUACAAGGCUAGCUCUCCUAUCAUGUCAGUAUAUGUUUAGUGACUGAAUAAAAGUGAGACUAGUGCCUGCUUGGAA
Molecule: messenger RNA, 2612 nt
Organism: Sturnus vulgaris (Common starling)
Lineage: Eukaryota; Metazoa; Chordata; Aves; Passeriformes; Sturnidae
Source: RefSeq, a predicted model, not a curated record